CUCCACCCUCGGGUGGUCGCUGUCCGGAGGAUCACCCCCUGCGAAGGAAACCCCGCCCCCGCGGCUCCUGCGCGCCCCGCCCAGGCCCGCAGCGCGGCUGCAGCGCGAGGGGCGGAGAGGCACAGCGCUGAGAGGACCAGACGCCCAGGUCGCCCGCAUCCAGUGCCGCAGGACACCGAAAGCGCAUCUUCGCCGGGGCGUCCCAGCUGCUCCCUUGGCCCCAGCGACAGAUCACCUGUCCUCCGCCUCGACCCCAGCCCAGCGUUUCCUUCCUCCGGAGCACACGCUACGCUUGCAGUCGGAGACGCGCCCAAUCCCUCAUCAUCGACCACCAUGGCGGAGACCAACAACGAGUGCAGCAUCAAGGUGCUUUGCCGAUUUCGGCCCCUGAACCAGGCCGAGAUUCUGCGAGGGGACAAGUUCAUCCCCAUUUUCCAAGGGGACGACAGCGUCAUUAUCGGGGGAAAGCCAUAUGUCUUUGACCGUGUAUUCCCCCCAAACACGACUCAGGAGCAGGUUUAUCACGCCUGUGCCAUGCAGAUUGUCAAAGACGUCCUUGCUGGCUACAAUGGCACAAUUUUCGCUUAUGGACAGACAUCCUCAGGGAAAACACAUACCAUGGAGGGGAAGCUGCACGACCCUCAACUGAUGGGCAUCAUUCCCCGGAUCGCUCGAGACAUCUUCAACCACAUUUACUCCAUGGACGAGAACCUUGAAUUCCACAUUAAGGUGUCUUACUUCGAGAUUUACCUGGAUAAGAUCCGUGACCUUUUGGAUGUGACCAAGACGAACCUGUCUGUGCACGAGGACAAAAACCGGGUGCCGUUUGUCAAGGGUUGUACCGAACGCUUUGUGUCCAGCCCAGAGGAGAUUCUGGAUGUGAUUGAUGAGGGGAAGUCGAACCGCCACGUCGCUGUCACCAACAUGAACGAGCACAGCUCUCGGAGCCACAGCAUCUUCCUCAUCAACAUCAAGCAGGAGAACGUAGAGACGGAGCAGAAGCUCAGCGGGAAGCUGUACCUGGUGGAUCUGGCCGGAAGCGAGAAGGUCAGCAAGACAGGAGCCGAGGGAGCCGUCCUGGAUGAGGCAAAGAACAUCAACAAGUCGCUGUCGGCCCUGGGGAACGUGAUCUCCGCUCUGGCCGAGGGCACCAAAAGCUACGUGCCGUACCGUGACAGCAAAAUGACGAGGAUUCUCCAGGACUCUCUGGGAGGGAACUGCAGGACCACCAUGUUCAUCUGCUGCUCCCCAUCCAGCUACAAUGACGCAGAGACCAAGUCCACACUCAUGUUUGGGCAGCGGGCAAAGACCAUCAAGAACACUGCCUCAGUGAAUCUAGAGUUGACUGCUGAGCAAUGGAAGAAGAAAUACGAGAAGGAGAAGGAGAAGACCAAGGCCCAGAAGGAGACAAUUGCGAAGCUGGAGGCUGAGCUUAGCCGGUGGCGCAAUGGAGAAAAUGUGCCUGAGACUGAGCGCCUGGCUGGAGAGGAUUCAGCUCUGGGAGCUGAGCUCUGUGAGGAGACCCCUGUGAAUGACAACUCAUCCAUUGUGGUCCGCAUCGCACCUGAGGAAAGGCAGAAAUACGAGGAAGAGAUCCGUCGCCUGUACAAGCAGCUCGAUGACAAGGAUGAUGAGAUCAACCAGCAGAGCCAGCUCAUUGAGAAGUUGAAGCAGCAGAUGCUGGACCAGGAAGAGCUGCUAGUGUCCACCCGGGGAGACAAUGAGAAGGUCCAGCGGGAGCUGAGCCACCUGCAGUCCGAGAACGACGCAGCCAAGGACGAGGUGAAGGAAGUGUUGCAGGCCCUGGAGGAGCUGGCCGUCAACUACGACCAGAAGUCCCAGGAGGUGGAGGAGAAGAGCCAGCAGAACCAGCUGCUGGUGGAUGAGCUGUCCCAGAAAGUGGCCACCAUGCUGUCCCUGGAGUCCGAGCUACAGCGGCUCCAGGAGGUCAGUGGACACCAGCGAAAACGGAUCGCUGAGGUGCUGAACGGGCUGAUGAAGGACCUGAGUGAGUUCAGUGUCAUCGUGGGUAACGGCGAGAUAAAACUGCCCGUGGAGAUCAGCGGGGCCAUCGAAGAGGAGUUCACGGUGGCCCGACUCUACAUCAGCAAGAUCAAGUCAGAGGUGAAGUCUGUGGUGAAGCGAUGCCGGCAGCUGGAGAACCUCCAGGUGGAGUGUCAUCGCAAGAUGGAGGUGACCGGUAGGGAGCUGUCAUCCUGCCAACUGCUCAUCUCACAGCACGAGGCCAAGAUCCGUUCACUCACGGAGUACAUGCAGACUGUGGAGCUGAAGAAGCGGCACCUGGAAGAGUCCUACGACUCCCUCAGUGACGAGCUGGCCAGGCUGCAGGCGCAUGAAACUGUGCACGAGGUGGCUCUGAAGGACAAGGAGCCGGACACCCAGGAUGCGGAGGAGGUGAAGAAGGCCCUGGAACUGCAGAUGGAGAAUCACCGUGAGGCCCAUCACCGGCAGCUGGCCCGCCUCCGCGAUGAGAUCAACGAGAAGCAGAAGACCAUUGAUGAGCUGAAAGACCUGAACCAGAAGCUUCAGUUAGAGCUGGAGAAGCUUCAGGCCGACUAUGAGAGGCUGAAGAAUGAAGAGAACGAGAAGAGUGCCAAGCUCCAAGAGCUGACAUUUCUGUAUGAGCGACACGAGCAGUCCAAGCAGGACCUCAAGGGGCUGGAGGAGACAGUUGCCCGUGAACUCCAGACCCUCCACAACCUUCGCAAGCUGUUCGUUCAAGACGUCACAACUCGAGUCAAGAAAAGUGCAGAAAUGGAGCCCGAGGACAGUGGGGGGAUUCAUUCCCAAAAGCAGAAGAUCUCCUUUCUUGAGAACAACCUGGAACAGCUUACAAAGGUUCACAAACAGCUGGUACGUGACAAUGCAGAUCUGCGUUGUGAGCUUCCUAAAUUGGAAAAACGACUUCGGGCUACGGCUGAGAGAGUUAAGGCCCUGGAGGGUGCACUGAAGGAGGCCAAGGAGGGCGCGAUGAAAGACAAGCGCAGGUACCAGCAGGAGGUGGACCGCAUCAAGGAGGCCGUGCGCUACAAGAGCUCUGGCAAGCGGGGCCAUUCUGCCCAGAUUGCUAAGCCCGUGAGGCCUGGCCACUAUCCCGCCUCCUCACCCACCAACCCCUAUGGCACCCGAAGCCCCGAGUGCAUCAGCUACACCAACAACCUCUUCCAGAGCUACCAGAACCUGCACCUGCAGGCCGCACCUAGCUCCACCUCAGACUUGUACUUUGCUAGCAACGGAGCCACGUCUGUCGCCCCCUUGGCGUCCUACCAGAAGGCCAACAUGGACAAUGGAAAUGCCACAGAUAUCAACGACAACAGGAGUGACCUGCCGUGUGGCUACGAGGCUGAGGACCAGGCCAAGCUUUUUCCCCUCCACCAAGAGACAGCAGCCAGCUAACUCCAACCCUGGCUACACAGCUGCACUUUCAGUUUCUAAGAGGGACUGAGGCCUCUUCUCUCAGCAUGCUGCAAAACCUGUGGUCUCUGACACUAACUCCCUCCCCAGCCCGUGUUGUUGGAUGUCUUCUCCUACUCCGUAUCUCUUUGUACUCUGUAUCUAUAUAUCAGAAGCUGCUGCUAUGUCUCCUCUCCGUCCCCUCUAAGUAUCUGAUGAUGUAUUUAGCAGUUUUUAAGCAUAGUCUCCCUUCCUCGUCGGGCGUUAGGGAGGAGGGAAACGUUUCUUCUUUCUUCCAUAUACUCGUUUCUCACACCGAGUGAUGUCGUCACUGAGUAGAGGUCACAAAAGAGAAAGGAAAGAUGGGAGCAGGGAGGCUGCCCUCCUUCUGUCUCACAGACACACGUGUACAUGCCCACACGCCCACACACACAGUGUACAUACAAAGCCUUAAGCAGAAGAAUGUCUUAGCAUCUACGAAAAGAGAGAAACAGAGCCCCUCUUUACACAGAGCGCAGAGGAGGACCCGGCGGAAGGUUUGCGACAUCACUCCCUCUCCCCUGACACCCCCCACCCGAGUCAGCAGACUGCCGGUGGCCUCCUCUGUCCUGUGAAGUCUGCCUUUCGACCCCUUCUUCCCCAGUUUGAGAGCGUGGGUUGCUCAAGGGACUGUUUCCCUUUCUGGCCCGAACCUCUUUUGGUACUUUCCACUCCAGAUAUCUCAGCCAGAACUUCUGAAAAGCCAAGAGGGCCGGCUGCUGAGAAUCAGCCGCUCGUCUGUCUGUGCCAAUAGUGACUAGCAGGUGGAUUCAGAACGGCUGGCUCCCUGGGUCUGGGGAGUGAGCAGGCCGGGGAUGACGGUGCCCUACUGUCUCAGGGUGAAGCUAUGAGCUCAUUCUUUCUCCCACACUGGGCUGCUUGUGCUUCCCACUCCUGACUUUGGUUUGGGACUUCCUGAUUAUUGGCAUAAUAGCUGUCUCUAGAUGCUGUCCCUUCAAAAUGGAAUCUGGCUUGUUCCCAGCAUACCUCCCCCCACGCCCCCAAAUAGAGUUCCUUCUGUAAUCUCCAUCUGGUCCCAAGUGCACUUUAAAGACAGGGGCGGGGGAGCAGGUUGGAGCCUGGUGGCGGGCAGCUUCUCUGCACGUGAAAAAGCUCUGCGCCUGAUCCCAGCGCCGCAAAAGCAAAAGCAAAAGCUGGGUGUAGCGGCUCACGCUUUCCAAGAUUGCUCUCAGGAAGCCGGGGUAGGAAAACUGCUAAAUUUGAGGCUAGCCUGGACUACACAGUUAGAUCCAGGAGAGCUUGUGCUAUGACGGGAGGAAAUCCUAUCCUAAAAUGAGGGAAGGAAGGAAAGAAGGAAGGAAGG
Molecule: messenger RNA, 4777 nt
Organism: Apodemus sylvaticus (European woodmouse)
Lineage: Eukaryota; Metazoa; Chordata; Mammalia; Rodentia; Muridae
Gene: Kif5a
Product: kinesin family member 5A
Exons: 29
Coding region: 334-3417 (1027 amino acids)
Biological process (GO): microtubule-based movement
Molecular function (GO): microtubule binding; microtubule motor activity; ATP binding
Source: RefSeq, a predicted model, not a curated record